GAUCAAAGAGAACGAAGCCAAAAAAUCCGUCGAGAAGGGAUCCGGCCCGGCUGGUGAAGACGUCGAAGGGGUCAAGACAUCUCCUGCACAACGAACUGCAAAAAAAAGUAGUGGCGAAACUUAUAGUGACAAAGCAGCCUCUCCGAUGGAAGAACUGGACUUUCGACGAACAGAUCUACCAUUGCGACCAUAUUUUCCUGUAGAGCAAAACGACGAAGGAAAU
Amoebophrya sp. A25 is the source of this 223-nucleotide messenger RNA. The record is from the annotation of a GenBank genome assembly. NCBI's taxonomy places the organism in Eukaryota, Dinophyceae, Syndiniales, Amoebophryaceae.